AUGGAAGAGGAAGAAACUCAACUUCUUUAAUUAAGGGAUUCAGAUGAUGAAGAGGAUCUAAUCCCUUAAUUUAAAAUCAUGUCAUUAAGAGAUGGAAAACAUAGAAAGGUUUAAUUGCAAUCCUACAAUAGUAAUAAUAAAUCAGAUAUUAGAAAAUAAUAACAAAAUCUCAUUGAAUAGAACACUGUGACUAACUAUUACUAAUCAGUUAACUCUUUGCUUUAUGAUUUAAGAAAAGAAUAUUUAGAAAAUGUGGAAAUAGAAAAUAAAAAAAUAAAUGAAGAAUGA
Paramecium octaurelia is the source of this 288-nucleotide messenger RNA. NCBI's taxonomy places the organism in Eukaryota, Ciliophora, Oligohymenophorea, Peniculida, Parameciidae. The record is from the annotation of a GenBank genome assembly.